AGCGUGCUCGGGUGCGGCUGUGACCUCUGAGCCCGCGGCUCAGCGCGCGCUGCUACUGCUGCCCGACCCACUCCACCUCGCGGUCCCCGCACCAUGGAGUCGGUGGCCUUACUCCAGCGCCCGAGCCAGGCUCCCUCGGCCUCCGCCCUGGCCUCGGAGAGCGCCCGGCCGCUGGCGGACGGGCUCAUCAAGUCGCCUAAACCUCUGAUGAAGAAGCAGGCGGUGAAGCGGCACCAUCACAAACACAACCUGCGGCACCGCUACGAGUUCCUGGAGACGCUGGGCAAGGGCACCUACGGGAAGGUGAAGAAGGCACGAGAGAGCUCGGGGCGUCUGCCAGUAGCUGGUUUGAAAUUCAAGAAGUCAUUUCAUUGGUGAAGGAGAGUGGAUGUUGGAGAAAGGAGUGGAUUAUAACCCCAUCAAUAGGAGCAAGUGGCCAUCAAGUCCAUCAGGAAAGACAAAAUCAAAGAUGAGCAGGAUCUGCUGCACAUACGGAGGGAGAUUGAGAUCAUGUCUUCACUCAACCACCCCCACAUCAUUGCCAUCCAUGAAGUGUUUGAGAAUAGCAGCAAGAUUGUGAUUGUCAUGGAGUAUGCCAGCCGAGGCGAUCUGUAUGAUUACAUCAGUGAGCGGCCACGGCUGAGUGAGCGGGACGCCAGGCAUUUCUUCCGACAGAUCGUGUCUGCCCUGCACUACUGCCACCAGAACGGGAUCGUUCACCGAGAUCUCAAGCUGGAAAACAUCCUUCUAGAUGCCAAUGGAAACAUCAAGAUUGCUGACUUUGGCCUCUCCAACCUGUACCACAAAGGCAAGUUCCUCCAGACGUUCUGUGGGAGCCCUCUCUACGCCUCGCCUGAGAUAGUCAACGGGAAGCCCUAUGUGGGCCCAGAGGUGGACAGCUGGUCUCUGGGCGUUCUCCUGUACAUCCUGGUGCAUGGCACCAUGCCCUUUGACGGGCAGGAUCAUAAAACACUGGUGAAGCAAAUCAGUAACGGGGCUUACCGUGAGCCGCCCAAGCCGUCCGAUGCCUGUGGCCUGAUCCGGUGGCUGUUAAUGGUGAACCCCACCCGUCGGGCCACACUGGAGGAUGUAGCCAGUCAUUGGUGGGUCAACUGGGGUUACACCACCGGAGUCGGGGAACAGGAAGCCCUGCGUGAGGGUGGGCACCCUAGUGGUGACUUUGGCCGGGCCUCCAUGGCGGACUGGUUACGUCGCUCCUCGCGCCCCCUCCUGGAGAAUGGAGCCAAGGUGUGCAGCUUCUUCAAGCAGCACGUGCCGGGAGGUGGAAGCACUGUACCUGGGCUGGAGCGGCAACAUUCUCUUAAGAAGUCCCGAAAGGAGAAUGACAUGGCUCAAAAUCUGCAAGGUGACCCGGCUGAGGAUACCUCUUCUCGCCCUGGCAAGAGCAGCCUUAAGCUUCCGAAAGGCAUUCUCAAGAAAAAGUCCUCUACCUCGUCAGGGGAGGUACAGGAGGACCCUCAGGAACUCAGACCGGUGCCUGAUACUCCAGGGCAGCCUGUCCCUGCUGUAUCCCUGCUCCCAAGGAAAGGCAUCCUUAAGAAGUCUCGACAGCGUGAAUCUGGUUACUACUCCUCUCCAGAGCCCAGCGAGUCUGGGGAACUCUUAGACGCCAGUGAUGUGUUUGUGAGUGGGGACCCCGUGGAGCAGAAGUCUCCACAGGCUUCAGGGCUCCUCCUCCACCGCAAGGGCAUUCUCAAACUCAAUGGCAAGUUCUCCCGCACAGCCUUAGAAGGCACUACCCCUAGCACCUUUGGCUCCCUGGACCAACUGGCCUCCUCCCAUCCUGCAGCCCGGCCCAGCCGCCCCUCAGGGGCUGUGAGUGAGGACAGCAUCCUGUCCUCCGAGUCCUUUGACCAAUUGGACUUGCCUGAACGUCUUCCCGAAACCCCACUGAGGGGCUGUGUGUCUGUGGACAACCUGAGGGGGCUUGAGCAGCCUCCCUCAGAAGGUCUGAAGCGAUGGUGGCAGGAAUCCUUGGGGGAUAGCUGCUUUUCUCUGACAGACUGCCAAGAGGUGACUGCAGCCUACAGACAAGCCCUAGGAAUCUGCUCAAAGCUCAGCUGAGGAAGGGAGAUGGUGCCCUAGUAUGGGGUAGGCUCUGAGAGGGUUUGCAGAGGAACCCUGGGUCGGAUUCCUCCAGUGAAUAGAGUACAUCAAGGGCUCUACGUCUGCAGCCUGACUGAACCUGAAAGAUGAGAGAAAUCGCAUUGAUGUGGAAAGGAAUGGGAACCCUUGCUGCCCGAGUGUUAUAGUGGGGUGGCCUGAAGGUGCCUACCUCCUUUGUGCCAUGAGUGUCACCCAUGACAUUUCCCACCCUGUUCUCUGGCUGCACCUUCACAUAAGUUUCUGUUUCCAUCAACCACCAGGGUUAGAACCCUGACUUCCUGGGAGGUAAUGUGUAGUGACUGCCAUUAUUUAGAGAGGAAACAGCCUCUGGUUUCCAUCUCUGCUGCUGUGCAUCUCAAAGACCUGGGAAGACUCGGACCGCUGUUUGACUUCAUCUCAAGGGGACCAGAUGCCCCUGGACCCCAUCUUAGAUCUCAGAGACUUGAACCUUGAAGCUGUUCCUAGUACCCAGAUGUGGAUGGAUGCUCUGUUUCUCAGGCCAACGGGACCUAGAAUGUGCUGACUUAUUUAUUUUUUUGUGAUUCUCACUUCUGUUUUUUGGUUUUUGUUUGUUUGUUUGUUUUUGUUUUUAAGUGAAUUUUGCUGCUUUCAAUAAUGUGAAUGCUGUGUUCUGGGGAACUCCACUGUGCCACUGAAGUUUAUGUACAGAGAAGUAUUUGGCAAUGAUGUCCCUCUAUUCAAGGGGGGUGGGGGCGUUUUUCAAAUGUAUGUCUUGAGCACUGUCUGGAUUGAGUCUCCAGUCCCUUCACACCCAAGGCUGGCCACCCUCCCUCAUCUUCAUCUGUGGCCAAAAAAAAAAAAAAAAAAAAAAACAACCCUCAUUAAAACCAGCAGUGGUAACUGGAAAAACAGUCUCUUGUUCACUUUGGGGACUUGGGUUCACACAUCUUUAAGCCUUUUGAUAUUUGUGACCACAGAUGGGACACAGAUUCUGUUUAAUGGAAAUAGGGCAAGGGGGUUAGGAGGUGCAGCUGGGUGGGUCAGGAUGCUGUUUAAUGUGUGCUCUCAAUCCCCAGGAACGUAAAAGAAUAAAAUCAAUCAAUCAAACAAA
This is a messenger RNA of Mus musculus (house mouse), 3199 nucleotides long. RefSeq names its product NUAK family, SNF1-like kinase, 2 (gene Nuak2). The record is from RefSeq and is marked validated. The transcript is spliced from 8 exons. Gene Ontology annotation, biological process: actin cytoskeleton organization; regulation of hippo signaling; cellular response to glucose starvation. NCBI's taxonomy places the organism in Eukaryota, Metazoa, Chordata, Mammalia, Rodentia, Muridae. Gene Ontology annotation, molecular function: protein kinase activity; magnesium ion binding; protein serine kinase activity. The coding region runs from base 511 to 2085 and encodes 524 amino acids.